AUGGCUGGGAAGAGGGUAUUUGGCUUUGCUUGUUCCGCGUCAUCCCCUUUUCUCAAUUUCAAUCGAAAUGCAAACUUGCUCUAUUUUCUCGCUUCUCCUCGUCAUUUCUCCAUAUUUUCUGCUUCUUCUUCAGAGGAUGGUUGUGGGCCUUUCCGUGAUAAUUUUCAGAAAUGGCAUAAUGGGGGUGGCACUUUCCAUGAGUCAGCUUGCAUUGACUCUACAGCACUUGUAGAGGUUGGAGCUGUAGUUCAUUCAGAAUCUGUUGUUGGUCCAAAUGUUCGUAUUGGCUCUGGAACUAUUGUUGGGCCUUCUGUUACAAUUUCUCAUUCAACAAAGAUAGGGUUUAAUGUUGCGCUUAGUAAUUGCUGUAUAGGUGAUUCAUGUGUAAUCCACAAUGGAGUCUGCAUUGGUCAAGAUGGGUUUGGAUUUUAUGUGGACGGUGAUGGUAAUAUGAUAAAGAAGCCUCAGAUGUUGAAUGUAAUAAUAGGGAACCAUGUGGAAAUUGGUGCAAAUACAUGCAUUGACAGGGGCAGCUGGAGAGAUACAGUUAUUGGGGACAAUUCGAAGAUAGAUAAUUUAGUUCAGAUUGGCCAUAAUGUAGUUAUCGGGAAGAAUUGUAUGCUUUGUGGACAAGUUGGGAUUGCAGGUUCAGCAAACAUAGGAGAUUAUGUGACUAUGGGAGGAAGGGUAGCUGUCAGAGAUCACGUAUCCAUUAUAUCAAAGGUUCGGUUGGCUGCGGCAAGUUGUGUAACCAAGGACAUCAAAGAGCCUGGGGAUUAUGGUGGCUUUCCAGCUAUUUCAAUACACAAAUGGCGGAGACAAGUUGCCAGCCGUUGUCAGACUCCAGUGAGAAGAAAUCCCUAAAGUCGGCAAAAUAUAUUUGGGAAGUUAGUGGAGUCUGAGUACUUGCCUCAGGAAGCUCCACUGCUGCAGUAAUUUUGCUAUAGAUUGUCCAGUGAGUACAGUUUUUUGGGCUAAAUUUUAAGUUUAUUAAACACACCAUUACAUGAAUUGUUAUUGCAAGAGAAAAAAAUACAUGAAUAUGGAAUUGUUUGUUUUC
Messenger RNA from Gastrolobium bilobum, 1060 nucleotides. RefSeq names its product probable UDP-3-O-acylglucosamine N-acyltransferase 2, mitochondrial. Lineage: Eukaryota; Viridiplantae; Streptophyta; Magnoliopsida; Fabales; Fabaceae. The coding region runs from base 1 to 864 and encodes 287 amino acids. The record is from RefSeq and is a predicted model, not a curated record. The transcript has 10 exons. Gene Ontology annotation, biological process: lipid A biosynthetic process.